Messenger RNA from Penicillium odoratum, 2535 nucleotides. RefSeq names its product putative PHD finger domain protein. The transcript is spliced from 4 exons. The record is from RefSeq and is a predicted model, not a curated record. NCBI's taxonomy places the organism in Eukaryota, Fungi, Ascomycota, Eurotiomycetes, Eurotiales, Aspergillaceae. Gene Ontology annotation, cellular component: RSF complex. Gene Ontology annotation, biological process: regulation of DNA-templated transcription. Bases 1 to 2535 code for a protein of 844 amino acids.
AUGGGAUCGCGAAAGCGCAGCCGCUCCGAGGCCAAUGCUGCCCUUGUGCAGGAGCCAACAGAAGAGCCAGGUCUGCUCAAGCAGAUACGCAGCAGCUGGGAGUUCGCUAGUCUCAUGCAAUACAUCGCCAUUUUUGGCAAAAUUAUGAAGAUUGAUGAGGAUUUCGAGAUUGAGGAUCUCGAAGAUGAAUGUCUCAAGCCUGAGCCUUCGCAUAAGCUGUUGGAGAUCGGACUCUGUCUGUUGAAAUGGGUCUCUUCGCAUCGAGGUCUUACAUCCGAGACUUUUGAUGAAUACACCCGUCGACAGUACAACGCGAAGUGCCCGAAUAUCCCCAAUCCCUUCGGUUACGACGAGGAGCCCCUAAAGUUCCUCCACUUUGAUGUCUUCACAAAGCUUCGUGUCCUUCAUCAACUGUCCGUGUGGACCUUCUGGAAUGCCGAUCGCAUUCGGGAUAAGAUGCCGGAGAAGAAAGAGAGCGAACAGCUCCAAUGGCGCAUAGAAGAAUUCGGUUAUGACCGCGAGGGUCGUUCCUACUUUGUCCUAGAUGAUAACCGUCUUUACCGCCGCACCGAUCCUCCUAUCCCCGCGCAACAGCGCCCCAAGAAGAAGCCGAAGAGUCGUUCGUCGCGGACAUCCCGAACCUCGAGACGUGUGUCGAGUCUCGCCGUGGAAGAAGAAUCCGAUAAUGAAAGCAAGGGGGAGCCUGCUAAUGGUGCCUCUGGAGACGACUACAAGUGGGAAUGUAUCGCUGUCACCCUGCCAGAAUACCAGGAAUUUUUAGAGACUAUUCGGAAAAGCAAGGACGCGGACGAGAAGUACCUCCACGAUCAAAUCCAGGAGCAUGUCGUGCCCCUCUUGGAGAAGACCGAGGAGGCGCAACAGCGCAAGCGCAUCAAACGCGAGAAGGAACUGCUCAACAUGCAGCUCCUCGCCGGAGCUAAGCGAUCCAGCCGACUUCAACAAAAGGACGAGCGUGAACGUGCCGAGAGAGAGGCCUUGGAGGCCGCUCGAAAGCACGAGUCCGAUUUGGCCGAGGCUCGUCGGGAGCAGGCAAGACAACAGCAACUCGAGCAUGAUCGACAGUCGCGUAUGAUGACUCGUGAGCAGCGCACCAAGGAUCGUGAGCAGAAGCGCAUUCUGCAUGAAGCAGAGCUUGAGCGGAUCGCUGCAGAGCAAGAGAAACUGGAGCGUGGCGAAGGCAGGGUCUCUGCGCGGAACCUCAAAGCCGAACUGGAGAAGUCUCAGAAGAACUUGACCGAAUUAUCUCAAGAGGACGAAUGGGUCUUUGACUGUUCCGGAUGUGGUGCGUAUGGCGAGAACCUCGAUGAUGGUAGCCAUAGCGUUGCAUGCGAGAAAUGCAAUGUCUGGCAACAUAGCAAAUGUCUUGGAAUCGCACAGGCAGAUGCUGAGAAGGACGACUUCCACUUUAUCUGCACUGAUUGCAAGCGAAAGGAGGAAGAUGCCAGUAGGCCUAAGAUUCCACCUCUCAAGUUCCGCGUCAGCUCUUCUGCAUCGCCUCAAUCCACCCCUCCUACAUUGAAAAAACGCAAGGUGGAAGACCAUGACCUUGUUCCAUCAUCGCCUGUGAAGCAGACCCACGCUGCUCUGUCUAACAUGCAAAAUGGCCCUCCACCAUCUACUACGCAUCCUACCCAACCUUCUCUCCCUCCGCUCACCUCCCAAGGCCAAUUCUAUGCUCCUCAGUCCCCCGAGCGUCGGUCGCACCCUACAAACCAAACUCCUCUGCCUUCUUCCAGCCCUCCUCGACCUACUUUCUCCCCGCCAAAGAAUGUCCCCAUCCAUCCUUCUAUGAACCAACAAUCCAGGCUUGGACCCGGCCAGCAUAUGUUCAAGCCUAUGCAUCCAGGUCCCCAGCUACCUCCUAUUGGGGCUUUCCACCCCGUGCGGCCUUCUUCAUCACACUCUGGGCGUAGUCCGACCCAGAACCAACCUUCCAUGUCGCCAACCCAAGGCAACCACGAGGUUGGACCCCUUGUAGGAUUUCCAUACGCAGCGCCUGCAAAUGGAUCAGGCAAUUUUUCUUCAUUUGAAAGCUAUGCGACUCCCCGUCCUCAGUCUGGGCAUGGAAUGCCACCGUCUAUGUCUAGCCACUACCCAUCAUUUUCUGCUCGUGGGACCCCUAAUGGCAACCAUUCCUCUCCUCCGCACAGCUCUCAUGGAAUUGGCAUGUCGGGAAUCAGUCCUACCAAACAAUCUCCUCGUCCCGUUACUUCGGGUAGUGGUAUGGCAGGCGCUCCGGUCCUACCUCCAAUCCGCCGGUUGGAACCCAGCCCCAAGCUUAUGGGCCGCAGCUCGCCCGAUGCCCCGAUUCCUCCGCCUGUAAAAUGUAUGACCCCUGAGCAAGAGGAGCGCCGCGCCCGUGAGAAUGCCUCAAUCUUUCACCCAGGCCCUGGCCACAGCGCGCUCAUGUCAUCACCCACCAUGAACCGCAUCCCCCCUCUUCUUGGGCCUGCAGCCACACAGCCAGAGCCCAUGCCAUCACCACAGCGCGGUGGCGAUGCUUCACGACAGUGA